This is a messenger RNA of Triticum urartu, 1523 nucleotides long. Its product is annotated as 3-hydroxyisobutyryl-CoA hydrolase 1-like. NCBI's taxonomy places the organism in Eukaryota, Viridiplantae, Streptophyta, Magnoliopsida, Poales, Poaceae. Gene Ontology annotation, biological process: L-valine catabolic process. The record is from RefSeq and is a predicted model, not a curated record. Gene Ontology annotation, molecular function: 3-hydroxyisobutyryl-CoA hydrolase activity.
UGGCAACCCAACCGUAGUGUGAUGGUGUGCAUCCCUCCUUCCCCUGGCCGCGGCUUGGCUUCGGGUCUCCUCAUCGAGUCCAACUCGAAAGGCUCCACUGCUCCAGGUGCUUCGCUCCACCAGCUGACGACAUGGCCUCGCCGGCGACCGGCGAUUCCGAUCAGGUACUGGUGGAAGCAAAUGGCUCUACACGGACAUUGGUUUUGAAUAGGCCAAAGCAGUUAAAUGCUCUCUCCUCUGCAAUGGUUACAGGACUUCUGAAAUGUUUCACUUCUUAUGAGGAAGAAAACACAGUUAAACUGUUGAUUGUCAAGGGGAAAGGAAGAGCAUUUUGUGCUGGAGGUGAUGUUGCUGAAGUCGCCCAAUCUAUAAAUAAUGAUACCUGGAAAUAUGGUGCUGAUUUUUUCCAUACUGAAUUUUUGUUAAACUAUAUCAUUGCAACUUAUAGCAAACCACAGGUUUCUCUACUUACUGGAAUUGUCAUGGGUGGAGGUGCUGGUGUUUCUAUACAUGGAAGGUUUCGGGUUGCCACAGGGAACACGGUUUUUGCAAUGCCAGAAACAGCACUGGGACUCUUUCCAGAUAUAGGGGCUUCUUAUUUUCUUUCUAGACUACCUGGGUUCUAUGGAGAGUAUGUUGGCCUUACUGGUGCAAGAUUGGAUGGUGCAGAAAUGCUUGCAUGUGGCCUGGCAACUCAUUUUGUCCCUUUGAACAGGAUGCCACUGCUUGAAGAAUCACUUAAAAAGGUGGAUACUUCUGAUCCAUUUGCUAUAUGUGGAAUUAUUGAUCAAUUUUCACAACAGCCAUCUGUGAAAGGAAGUAGUGCUAUGAAUAGGAUGGAAAUCAUCAACAGAUGCUUCUCCAAAAGAACAGUCGAAGAAAUCAUAUCCGCUCUUGAACAAGAAGCUCCAAGUGUGGCCGAUAAAUUGGUUACUGCUGCAAUCCAGUCAUUGCGGAAGGCUUCUCCUACUAGUCUGAAAAUCUCUCUCGCAUCGAUAAGAGAAGGGAGACUGCAAACUGUUGGUGAGUGCUUGCGCCGAGAAUAUAGAAUGGUUUGCCAUGUGAUGCGCGGUGACUUCAGCAGAGAUUUCUUUGAGGGAUGCAGGGCGAUACUUGUAGAUAAAGAUCGAAACCCAAAGUGGAUGCCGCGAACUCUGGAUCAAGUGCAUGAUGGGGUAGUUGCAAAAUAUUUCUCCAAGGUCGACGAUCCACAGUGGGAAGAUUUGAACCUACCAACUAGGUCUUCCCAUGGAAGAAGAAUUGUUCCCAAGCUCUGAUGGAAGUCUCAUGCGGAGGAUUCAGAUGAAGCCUUGACGGGUGCUCGUGAGUAAAACAUAUGUCUUGAAUGAAUCCAUAGACAUAACUGAUGGAAUAAAUCGGAAGUACAUCUUGUAGAUAGAUUAACUGUUAUUACCACACAAAUUUCUUUAUCAGUUGCUACUAGUAUAAUACUGGAAGGAAGUUGUAAGUGUUAGUGAUAUAAUCCUGGCUGCGGUUGCUCUCCAAAGCUGGAGCUUAUGUUA